AUGGGCUUGGGUCUUCCAAGCAGAGGCAGCUCAGUGGCAGCAGCAGCAGCAGCAGCAGCAGCAGUGGCGGCGGCAGCAGCAGUGGCGGCGGCAGCAGCAGCAGGAGGGGAGGGAAGGGAAGGAGUCAACAUCUUCAGCUGCCAGUUCAGAUUUUCACGUUCCCUUGAUGGUCUGUGGCUUGUGAUUCUCCCCUGCGCCAGUGGUCCCUUCCCUCCACUUGCGUGCGUUUGUGGUGGAGGGGAGGGGCGCGUGGGUCAACACCGACACUCUCCCACGCCCCUCCCCUGUGGCCGUGCAGGUACCCACGGGGAUGGGAGGGCGGCAGCACUGCAGCAGCUUGCAGUUGGUGCCACGAGGGAGAGUAUCGGGGUGGGCUGGCCUCUCAAGCACUGGAGCAAGGACGGGAUAGUGGAGUCCUCCUCCUCUUUCCCUUCUCCCUUCCCUCCCAGCAGCACACUCCUGGACCACAGAGGAGUCUAUCCCUCCCCUAAUCCUCCAUUCUCUCUCCACUUCCCAGCAGCCUCAGCAUCAUGGCGCUCUCCUCGUCUGAGCCGUCCCUUCUCUGUGAGCCGUCCCUUCUCUGUGAGCCGUCCCUUCUCUGUUUGCCGUCCCUUCUCUGUGUGCCGUCCCUUCACUGUGUGCUGUCCCUUCUCUGUGUGCCGUCCCUUCUCUGUGCGUUCGUUCCCUUUUCCUGGGGGCCAUGCAUGUGCAGCUUCCCUCCCAAGGCACGGGGCCACCCAUGUGCAUGGGCUGGGCAACACACCGUCCUCCACCGAUGCAAAGGUGGUGACGGCGCCCAUCCUUGGAUGCUUCUCAUGCCGCCUUUCACCUGCCUCGUACCACGUCCCCUCCCAUCACAGCAGUUAG
Messenger RNA from Closterium sp. NIES-65, 867 nucleotides. The record is from the annotation of a GenBank genome assembly. Lineage: Eukaryota; Viridiplantae; Streptophyta; Zygnematophyceae; Desmidiales; Closteriaceae.